This is a messenger RNA of Cryptomeria japonica (Japanese cedar), 1251 nucleotides long. RefSeq lists its product as uncharacterized. The record is from RefSeq and is a predicted model, not a curated record. Lineage: Eukaryota; Viridiplantae; Streptophyta; Pinopsida; Cupressales; Cupressaceae. Gene Ontology annotation, biological process: defense response to fungus. The transcript has 2 exons. Bases 9 to 1217 code for a protein of 402 amino acids.
GAUUACAAAUGCUGACAGGAUUGGGCUAUCCUAAUAUGAUUACAGACCUGUACAUUAGUGAGUGUUCCGAGCUUGAAAUGCUGACAAGCCUUGAAAGACUGAGCUUCCUGGAGAGGAUGAACAUUCAGUCCUGUGAGAAGCUGCACACCGUAACACUGCCAAAUACUGUAAUCAAACUCACUGUGCAAAAUUGCAGAGAAUUGCGGAGGAUUAGAAUGGAUUUCAAAGCAGACUGUUAUGAAUUUUCUCUUGUACAGCUAUGGAUAUCGGAUUGUCCGGAGCUUGAGGCGCUGCCGUGUUUUCCACGUCUCAAUUGCCUGGAAGAGAUACGCAUAAUCAGGUGUGCGAAGCUGCAUGAAAUAGCUUUGCCAAUCACACUGAAUACUCUUCAAUUGGAUGCUUGUACAGAACUGAAGAAUUUGGCAUACGUAUCUCAUCUCAAGAAUCUUGUACAAUUGAUUGUUACUCAGUGUUGGCACCUUGAGCUUGAGUUGCACCUUGAGGGGAUGAAAUCUCUUGAGAAAGUUAGAAUUGAUGGAUGCCGGAGACUGGAGUCUAUUCUGAUGAGCAAAUGUAAGAAUCUGAAGAGUCUGUCGGGUAAUUUUGAUGGGGCGAGAUUAUCCAUAUGUGAGUGCCCCGACAACAUAGGAGGUAUUGAAGAGUUAGGGACAUUGGGAGCAAUGCAGCUUUUAUAUUGCAGUAAUGCAGCAAUACGGAAUUGCAUUUUCAAGCUAAAGAGUGUCCCUUCAGCCUUCAUUCAAGUAGUUGGAGAAGCAGACAAUGCAGCAAUGGCAAAUUUAAAGGCAUCUCUGUUUCCUAAUGCACAUUUUUGCCCUGAUAUAAUGACUCUUAAUGAAACAAUAUAUCAUCACGCUGGUUCUGUGGGUGCAAUCAUUAUAUGCACUGUUGUAGACGUUGAUAGGCCUGCUCCACUACACACCCUAAGUAAAUCCUACGAAGUUUGUGAGUGGAAUUUUAACUUGCGACAAGGAAAAUGGUUAAUUACUACAGUACUUACCAGCAGAUUUUAUCAAACGCUUUACAGGUGCCGACGAUUUGAAGAUGUUCUCAUCGACCAUGGAAUAAUGAAGAACUGGUGUGCGCUGACAGUGAAGAAAGGUAAAGAAUGGAGAACUCUCCAUCUUUUACGUACAAUUAUGGAUAAGCUACACCCGCAAAAGAGGGUAUCAAAAAGAAAAAAAAUUAUUUUAGUUUAAAUUUUUUAUUUGGAAAAUUAUCUUUUUAUGUGUU